GCCCUCGGGGGCGUGUCCGUAGAGGCCGCAGCGGAGCUCCCAGCCCCGCGCAGGAGGCGGCCGCGGCUAGCAUGGAGAGCGAGCUGGAGGCGCUGGCCCGGCAGCCAGCGAGCCCGGCCGAGCCGCUCUUCCAGGCGCUGGUGGAAGCUGCGGGCGGCCGCGGGCAAGUGCUGCUGGUGGGCGAGCUGUGGGAGCGCGAGCAGAGCCGCGCGCUGCUGCAGGACUUCUCCCGCGCCGUGUUCCCUCCGGAGCCGGAGCCGGAGCCGGAGCCGGAGCCGGAACCAGGCAAGCCGGGCUGCGCAGAGGCCGGGAACGCGGUCACCGCAGCGGCCACCGGGCCGCAUCGGGCUCCCGGGGCGAAGGCAGCGCGCGUCAUCCGCUCGCCGCUCGUCUUCGCGCUGUGCCGCUCCUCGUCGCUGGCCGCCCGGGAGCCGCGGCGCAGCCUGCGGGAGAUCCUGCGGGAUGUGCGCGGCCGGCGGCGGGAGGGCGCCGCGCUGGUCGGGGUCCUGGUGGCCGACUCGGGAGCAGAGGACGCGGUGGCGCCAGGACUGCAGCUGCUGGAGACGCUGCUGCGCACAGUGUUCGGCCGCCAGGUGGGGGGCCCGGUGCAGGCUGCCGCCUUCAGUCCCGGUUCCCCGGCCUCCAGCCUGGCGGUCCAGGAGGCGGCCUGCAGGGCCCUGCAAGCUGCGGGGCCAGGUCGACCAGCAGAAGGUACCUGGGAAAGACCCGGCUUCCCUGGCCUACUAACUUGCUUUUCCUGGGGUCCUCGGAACCAGAGGAAGAACCGAGGAGAUACCACCUCCUCCCAAGGCCCAGCUCAGGAACACCUCCAGGUCUCAGAGGAGGAGCUUGCACUGACAGCCAUAUUUCCCAAUGGAGACUGUGAAGACCGUGGGAGUGGAUCUAGAGCCCAGGAUGGAGUUCUCCACCUGCCACCCAAGCCCUUAGGGGACACAAGAUGAAGGCUGGACUCCUGGACUGGCCCUAACCUGCACACUGGGGUCUAUACCUUCGCAUUGAGUCUUCAUGUCACAGUGUCGACCUCAGCAGCUGGUGACUGACUGACCAUAAAGACCCCACUUGCUUGGGGGUCACACUUUCACUGUUACCAUCUAGGUCCCAGGGCCUGUAGGGCCUGCUCCGCACUGCGUGCUUUUUGCUCUGUGAUCAGGGUGCGGUGAUCUUGAUCUGUGCCUUCAUUUCUCUGAGCCCAGGAGACACUGUCCCACUUUGUCACUCUGUCCGGGGCUUCUGUUUCCCAAAUGAUUGAGGGGGCUACCAGCCCAGUGGGCUUUCCACCAGGGGCUAGGCUGCACCUGCAGGCAACACUGGAAACUUGUGUGAGGGCGAUUAGUGGGCAUCUCACAGUGUGUAGGACGAUCCAACCACCAAUAAUUGGUUUCCUCAGAAUACCAGUUGUGACCCUUUUGAGAAAUGGAAGAGCCAAUCCCUUCUCCCUGUUGUUCUGUGAAGAAGAGAUCCCCCUUAGAUUUCCUGGGACCUUGGUUCCCAGAACAAGCCAAAAUAAAGAAAGACCUGGCUGUUGCUGUGAGGGGACCUGCCAGGCCAGAGCCGAGA
Onychomys torridus (southern grasshopper mouse) is the source of this 1578-nucleotide messenger RNA. RefSeq names its product chromosome 23 C2orf72 homolog (gene C23H2orf72). The transcript is spliced from 3 exons. The record is from RefSeq and is a predicted model, not a curated record. Bases 72 to 962 code for a protein of 296 amino acids. NCBI's taxonomy places the organism in Eukaryota, Metazoa, Chordata, Mammalia, Rodentia, Cricetidae.